This is a messenger RNA of Ailuropoda melanoleuca (giant panda), 1995 nucleotides long. It is a transcript of the gene BRF2, whose product is annotated as BRF2 general transcription factor IIIB subunit. Lineage: Eukaryota; Metazoa; Chordata; Mammalia; Carnivora; Ursidae. The transcript is spliced from 4 exons. Gene Ontology annotation, biological process: DNA-templated transcription initiation; transcription preinitiation complex assembly. The record is from RefSeq and is a predicted model, not a curated record. Gene Ontology annotation, cellular component: nucleus; transcription preinitiation complex. Gene Ontology annotation, molecular function: TBP-class protein binding. Bases 143 to 1411 code for a protein of 422 amino acids.
CCUACGUAUACCGCGGUUGCUCUGGCCGGAAGAGAAGGGUGCAGCGCUUAGAAGGCUCCCCUCCUAGUGCCUGCUUCUCCACUGUUGUUGUUGCCGACGUAGGAGUAGAUACCUGAGAGCUUCCGCGGCUCUGGGUUGUGAGAUGCCGGGCGGAGGCCACUGCCCCGAUUGCGGGUCCACUGAGCUCGUGGAAGACUCGCACUAUUCGCAGAGCCAGCUGGUGUGCUCAGACUGUGGCUGCGUGGUCACCGAGGGGGUCCUUACUACCACCUUCAGCGAUGAAGGCAACCUCCGAGAAGUAACCUAUUCCCGAAGCACCGGGGAAAACGAGCAAGUUAGCCGCAGCCAGCAACGAGGUCUCCGCCGAGUGAGAGACCUCUGCCGAGUUCUGCAGCUGCCGGCGACGUUUGAGGACACGGCCGUUGCCUACUACCAGCAGGCACACCGGCACGCGGGCAUCCGUGCUGCCAGGCUGCAGAAGAAGGAGGUGUUGGUUGGCUGCUGCGUCUUAGUCACGUGCCGGCAGCAUAACUGGCCCCUCACCAUGGGAACCGUCUGCACCCUGUUGUACGCGGAUCUGGAUGUGUUCGCCGGCACCUACAUGCAGAUAGUGAAGCUCCUGGGGCUGGACGUGCCGUCGCUGUGCUUGGCAGACCUGGUGAAGACGUACUGUAGCAGCUUCAAACUGUUCCAGGCCUCCCCGUCCGUGCCAGCCAAAUACGUGGAAGACAAAGAGAAGUUGCUAUCGCGAACAUUGCAGUUGGUGGAGCUGGCAGACGAGACGUGGCUGGUGACCGGGCGGCACCCCUUGCCCGUCAUCACGGCUGCCACCUUCCUGGCUUGGCAGUCGCUGCAGCCUUCCGCGCGUCUGACAUGCUCCCUUGCCCGGUUUUGUAAACUGGCGGAUGUGGACCUGCCCUGCCCUGCUCCGUCCCGCCUGCAGGAGCUGCUGGCUGUGCUGCUGCAGAUGGCGGAGCAGCUGGCGUGGCUGCAGGUGCUGGGGCUUGACAGACGCUCUGUGGUGAAGCACAUCGGCGACCUUCUGCAGCACCGCCGCACAUUGGUCCGCAAGGCCUUUCGAGACGGAACGGCAGAGCAGGAAGCUGGGGAGAAGGAACUGCAGGGACGGGGCCAGGGGCCAGGGCAGGGAAACGAGGAGGUGGCGGCGAGUAGUUCCUUGAGGUUGCCUGAGGGCAAGCGGCCAGCCAGUCCUGCCCUUCUCCUCCCACCUUGCAUGUUGAAGCCCCCAAAGCGAAUCUGUCCCCCACCCCCUAUCUCCACGGUCACCGGAGAUGAGGACAUUUCUGACAGCGAAAUAGAGCAGUAUUUGCGUACCCCUCAGGAAGUCCGGGACUUUCAGAAAGCUCAGGCUGCCAGACAGGCUGCCACGGGGCUCUCUCACCCUCCCUGACGUGCCUCCAGGGAGCACUCCCCCCGUUCUGACAGCAGCUUGAUCACAGGCCUGUCAUAUCCAGAGAAAUAAGCGUGAGCCCUGAGGUGUUUUGUUCUGUUUUUCCUUCUUACUUAAAGGAACCAAGGGCUCUGCAGUUCAUUGGACCCUGGGUCCUGGAGCAGAAGUCGGGAGCGAUGCAGGGACAAUGGGGUUGGAGAGAAUCCCGUCCCUGAGAGGGACGGUCCCAGAGAGCAAGGUGCACACAGUCGUAUUAUGAGGGAUGGCUUUCUUCCUAGACUGGUUGGGGCAUGUCGGGCUUGCUCCUGGUUUGGACUGGACACACUGCUGCUGUGGGCCUCAUGGGCUCUCCCUGCUGGUGUGGAGAGGUUGGGUUGCCAUUUCAAGUGGUAUCAGCCCUCAGAGGACGGGAACCGGGCAGCUCUUGGCCCUGUGUGCAUCCACAGGCGUCGGCCGGCUCUCGUGCACAAGCUCAUAACCCUCUACCUCUUAAGAAAAGGACCGUGGGUGGACUGAAGUUACAUGGCUCAAAGGGCUUUGCACAAUUUUAAUAUAUUAAAACAAGAGGCAUCUGCUAGAAAACA